AUGAACCAGCCGGGAUUUAGUUUCGAGAUUCAACACACCGAUGGCCAAACUUUGGCUCGCCGUGGGGUUUUCACAACGCCGCACGGCCCGGUCGAUACCCCGGCCUUCAUGCCCGUGGGCACGGUGGCGACCGUGAAAGGAAUGACGAUCGAUCAACUUCGGGCCACCGGUUCGCAGAUGAUUCUCGGCAACACCUAUCACUUGGCCCUUCGUCCAGGCGAAGAGGUGAUCCGCGACUUGGGCGGGCUGCACAACUUCAUGGGUUGGGAUGGCCCUAUUCUCACCGAUAGUGGUGGUUUCCAGCUCUUCAGCCUGGCUCGGAUGACCCAGGUGACCGAUCAGGGGGCGGUGUUCCGCUCGCACAUCGAUGGAAGUCAAUUGGAACUCACUCCCGAACGGGCCAUCGCCAUCCAAGAAGCCCUUGGCAGCGACGUGGCGAUGGUGCUCGACCAUGUCCUCGCCCUGCCCGCUUCAAGAGAAGCCAUGGAAGACGCCGUCGAACGCACCCGAGUCUGGGCAGCCCGAUGUCAGGAAGCGGCCACCCGCGACGACCAGGCGCAGUUCGCCAUUGUUCAAGGUGGCCUCGACCCCGAGCUUCGCUCACGCAGUGCCGAGGGGUUGAAGGAGCUGGAUUUCGCCGGCUAUGCCAUUGGGGGGCUCAGCGUUGGCGAAGCUCCCGCGGAGAUGUACACCGCGAUCGAAGCCACCGGGCCGCACCUUCCCCGACAUCGACCCUGCUACCUGAUGGGCGUCGGGCGACCGAUCGACCUGCUGGAGGCCGUCGCUCGGGGGGUGGAUUUGUUCGACUGCGUGAUGCCGACCCGCAAUGGGCGAAAUGCCCUGGCGUUCACCGCUGAAGGUACGUUACGCCUCCGCAAUCUUAAGUUUCAGCGCGACGAGCGCCCGUUGGAGGCCGACUGCCCCUGCCCCGCCUGUCGCCACAGCCGCGGCUAUCUGCGGCACCUCUUUAUGGCGGGUGAAAUGCUAGGGCCCAUCCUGCUCACUGCCCACAAUCUCACCUAUUAUCAGCGGCUCAUGGCGGGGGCUCGGGCUGCCAUCGAAGUGGGCAAUUUUGCGGAGUAUCGCAAGGCCGCCAUAGCCGGCUGGAGCGAAGACUCUCCCGCGGAAGGGGCUGAGUCCUGA
Cladocopium goreaui is the source of this 1143-nucleotide messenger RNA. The record is from the annotation of a GenBank genome assembly. NCBI's taxonomy places the organism in Eukaryota, Dinophyceae, Suessiales, Symbiodiniaceae.